AUGAAGCGCAUCUUGCCAAAAGGCCUAAUUCGGCGCUCGACGACGACGGCUUCCGGCUCGAGCAGCCCCGACCAAACCGAUCAGUCGCCAGAGGCCAUUUUGCUCCGAGAAUUGACCACCUUCUGCGAAGUGAGCAAUAGCCCACAGAAUACGCAAGGAAAUGAGUUCGUUCACCUCCCUCUCAUCGUUGAGAGCGCCGAGUCGAGCCCCGCGGCCGCCAAAGAGGCUGCCGUGCGCAUUCGCAAAUACCUCUCCACCCCGAUCCAGACGCCGAACCAUGUCCAGUACAAUGCGAUCAUGUUGAUGCGCAUCCUCACCGACAACCCAGGUCACAGUUUCACCAAGAACUUUGACAGCAAAUUCGUCUCAACAAUCAAGGAUCUCUUGCGGAACGGGCGUGAUUGGCACGUGCAGCAUUACCUGCGCCAGUUUCUGCAUGGCCUCGAAACUACCAAGGCAAUGGACGAAUAUUUGCAACCGCUACUGGCGAUGUGGGCAAAGGAGAAGGCUAAGAGCCAACGCCAAUAUACCACCCCAUACCCUCCCAACUCAAUGGCACCAAUGGCGCCGCCACGGCCCCAGGUUCAGGCUCACCGACCACAAAACCAGCUUCCAGACCCUGGCGAGUUGGCUGCACGCAUCGAGGAAGCGAGGAACUCAGCCAAACUUCUCACCCAAUUCGUCCAGACUACCCCGCCAGUAGAGAUGGAAGGAAAUGAAUUGAUCAAGGAGUUUGUGGACCGUUGCCAGACCUCGUCACGUCUCAUUCAGGGCUACAUUCGUUGCAUCAACCCGGCACCAGAUGAGGCCACUCUCCUCACUCUAAUUGAGGCCAACGAUGAGAUUUCCGUCGCUAUUUCCGGACAGCAACGCGGCCUGUUGAAAGCGCGCAAGGCCCGCGGCUCGGCGGCCGCCUCGCCUGCUUCCCCUGCUUCCCCUGCCUCCUCCAACGACACAACUUCGGCUACGCUCAACCGUCCCUUUUCGUCGGAGUUCCCUCAAGAGCAACAGGGCCCACAGCCCGCAUCCACCCGACUAAGUGAGCUCCCGGCUCCAGCUGCCGCCAUGUCGGGUGCUCGCUCGGAAACGAACACAAACCAAAACACUACUAUACAGAGAUCCAAUACCGAACGGUCCGAAUACAAUUCGGCCGAUUUCGAAGUGCAGAAUCCCUUCGCCGACGACUUUGCCACGCACGACUCUGACAACGAGCGAAAUCCCGCUCAGCAGGGUGCGAAGGCGCAGGGCAGUCGUGUGCACUUCCCAGCUACAGAGCAAGAGCGUUGA
Molecule: messenger RNA, 1287 nt
Organism: Penicillium manginii
Lineage: Eukaryota; Fungi; Ascomycota; Eurotiomycetes; Eurotiales; Aspergillaceae
Product: VHS and GAT domain-containing protein
Exons: 5
Coding region: 1-1287 (428 amino acids)
Biological process (GO): endocytosis; actin cortical patch localization; actin filament organization
Cellular component (GO): actin cortical patch
Molecular function (GO): phosphatidylinositol binding; ubiquitin binding
Source: RefSeq, a predicted model, not a curated record